AUGGCACCCGUACUCAUUCGUGAAGUCACGCGGCGUGUGCAUCGUCGCGGAUUGUUCCAGGCACUCUACACGAGCGGUGCGCUGUUGCCUAAACCAGUGGUUAUAUGCCGGUAA
This is a messenger RNA of Echinostoma caproni, 114 nucleotides long. The record is from the annotation of a GenBank genome assembly. Lineage: Eukaryota; Metazoa; Platyhelminthes; Trematoda; Plagiorchiida; Echinostomatidae.